Molecule: messenger RNA, 323 nt
Organism: Plasmopara halstedii
Lineage: Eukaryota; Oomycota; Peronosporomycetes; Peronosporales; Peronosporaceae
Exons: 1
Source: RefSeq, a predicted model, not a curated record
AUGGGGUCUGACGCUACUUCUGUGGCAAAGCCACGAAAGAAUAUCACCCCGCCCGAGCGUGCUGAGGUUAUCGCUUUCCUCCUGCGGGUCAGCAUUGAGCUACGCCCGCCUCCAGGCGCGAUCGGCUCCAGCGCGACUAAGUAUGGAUGUAGUACUGACCAGAUUUCGCGAUUGUGGCGCCGGACUACCAAGGACAUCAAAGCAGGAGAGCCGAUCAACUACAACAGCGGCAGGAAGGGAAAGAGUGGCCGCAAGACGCGUUUAACGCCGGAGUUCCGCCACGCCCUCAACGACGCCAUCGAACUUAUCCCGCUAGAAGACAG